Molecule: messenger RNA, 3428 nt
Organism: Clupea harengus (Atlantic herring)
Lineage: Eukaryota; Metazoa; Chordata; Actinopteri; Clupeiformes; Clupeidae
Gene: lipt2
Product: lipoyl(octanoyl) transferase 2
Biological process (GO): protein lipoylation
Molecular function (GO): lipoyl(octanoyl) transferase activity
Source: RefSeq, a predicted model, not a curated record
AAAUACUGAACCGAGGAAGAAGACAGCAAUGGCGGUCUCCAUUAAACCGGAGUGCUCACACUAAUAGUUGGCGAAAUCAUGAAAAUAUGUGUCCUUGGGACUGUAAAAUCUUUCUUACGUAACUUGGUCAAGUAUGACUGAAUGUCUCGUAAAUUUUAUAAACCUAGCAAUGUCAAUUUUAUCGACGCAAAGUAAACUUGACGACAGCUAGAGGACUCAUUGCCACCCUUAGACAAAUGAUAAGAAUGACACUGGGGAAGGCUGCAGUGCGGGUGGUGAACUUGGGUCGUAUUUCCUAUGGACAGGCACUGCAGGUACAACAAAAACAUGUCCGUCAGCAUCUGGACAAAUCCUCAGAGGUUCCAAACACCUUACUUCUGUGCGAGCAUCAUCCUGUAUACACUAUUGGAAUCAGACAAGCACCAUAUUCAGCUGAGGAGGAAGAAAAACUGAAAAGCCUUGGUGCAGAAUUCUUCCGCACAAACCGAGGAGGCCUCAUUACUUUCCAUGGACCUGGUCAGUUAGUUUGUUACCCGGUCCUCAACCUAGGGUGUUUUAAGAAGAGUGUGAGGUGGUACGUGUGCGAACUGGAAAAGACUGUGAUCGGACUCUGCAGUAAAUUUGGGAUCAAAGCUGCCACAUCUCCAGACACAGGGGUCUGGGUUGGCGACAACAAAAUCUGUGCAAUAGGGAUUCACUGUGGCAGGUACAUAACAUCCCAUGGCAUUGCUUUGAACUGCAACACUGAGAUGGGCUGGUUCGACAACAUAGUGCCGUGUGGGAUUGUCGGGAAAGGGGUCACCUCCCUCAGCCUAGAGCUGGGCAGAGAGGUCACCACUGCAGAAGCCGCCCCAUACCUCCUGGAGAGCUUCAGCGAAAGGUUCAACUGCCAAGUGAUUCCUGAGAGAGAUCCUGUGUAGACGUGUAUGUUUAUGGGACAUGAUACAGAGAUAGAAUCAUGACGUGGGCCGUCGUGACUCUAUGGUUUUGCAGCGGUGGUACUCGUCCAGUCUUUAACUAACCCCCAAGUCUCUUUAAGCAGAAACUUGCAGUUUGUCACUUUAAUAGAAGUUGCCUUUGAAGUGCACCAUUGAAGGUCAUAUCUUCAUUAAACACUUUUAACCAUUGUGGGAUUUUAAAGGUUAAAACAGCCAACCAUCCUCUGCACAGGUUUCUUUAAAAACAGCACAACACUUUAACUGCUCUCCUGGGCUGCUCCCUGUAGGCGUAGUUCUUGAUCCAGUGUUGGAACAUGGAGCUUAAUACGUCUUUAAGCAUUUUACAGUGAUAUCAUACCAGGUUUUUUUUUCUCUCCGCAAAUAUGCCAUAUUACAUGGGAUGUAAAAAUCUAAUGUUUUUCCACUCGUCAUCUUAACACGGGAGGUCUAGUGAUUAAGUGAAUUUAAAUGGAUGGAUAUAAACUAUAGCCUAGUAGUGGCAGGGCCACAUACUUGCUGUUAACGUACUCAUUCGAUUCCGUUUGUCUUUAAUGAGGACCUCAUUAGAUGUCAUUUGAUUUAUCUCGCAUAAUCUGAAAGCAUCCUCCCAGAAAAGGGUUGUUUUUCCUGUCUAACUACAGAACAAUACAUGAAAUACCAUGGAUUUGUUUAUGUAAAACAGUACACAGUUUAUUGUGAAUACCACAAAUGUAUUUUUUCCCCCAGAUGAAUGCUGAACAAUGAACAAAGAAAAUGUUAACACCUGUAGUUUUAUCUGUGAAAUUAUUUGGACAUAUGCAAAAGCCAUGAUGAGUCAUGAUGAAUUUGAUUGUCAAGAUGUGCCAGUUUAAUAUGUUUGCCUAGUGCAUUAGGGUUGGCUAAGAAGCCUGCCUCUGCCUCAGUUAAAGAUAGAUUGUCAUAGUUGGCCUUCUCAUGCUAAUUCCCUGGACGGGAAGUGUGUUGCAUUAGUUAACAUUGUCAAGCCAUCAUUUCCAGUGUUCAACUGUAGUUACGGUUAAUCAAUGAAUGUAUCAAGUAAUGCUGAUUUAUGAAACCUUCAUUUGAGGCCUUACCUCUCUUUAAUUUAACACGCAGUGAAAAUAGGCAUACGGCCAAAACUGUAGAUGCUGGAUUGACGUUUUUGUGAGGAGCCCAUUCUGCUUUCACAGUCUGUUUACGAAGGCGCCCUAAAUAAGCAGCAUUAUGAAACAUCAGGCUGUCUUUGUGGAACUGACACCUGUGAUGUGUGCUCACGCAAAGCUACAUGCUCCGGACCCAAAACCUGCCUCUCUUCAUUAUUUCUUAUUAUUUGCUAUGAAAUGGGUUCAUUGAGGUCAUAGCUUUACUACCUUCUCAAAAUUCACCACCUCGCUCCUUCUCUCCGCCUGUCUCACCUUGAGACGGAGGAGAUGGAGUUUUUAAAUAACUCCCGCCGCUCUCGCUAAAGACGCCUGUUAUGUAAACAUGAUUAAUUCGCUGCGAGGCUCCUCUAAGUGCCAGGUCUCUGAGACCGUGGCUGUGAUUUAUUGGCCAGAUUUUUAUCAUUCGCCCGCCUUGGCGCGAAGUAAACAGUCAGUUGUGCUCAGCGGGGUUUUAGAUGAAAUCCGCUCCGUCCUCUCUGGCUCUCGGAAAUGGACGUGACUGCAACAUCACAAUAAACGGGCUUUCUCGCAGUGAGCCAAUGUAAUACAUCAAGGUAAAGGAUCCGAGUCGACCUCUGCAAUAGUUUCCCUGGGAUGUCUAAUCUGAGAGUGGAAAUAACCACAGGCUGUGAAACUGGAGUGGUCUGAGCGAAACGAGUCCUGGCCGUUGUGUGAGUAUGUGUAUGUGUGAUAUCUGAGAGCUCAAAAGAGCAGCGAUAUAUAGUGUGCCUGUGUGCCACUGUCUCUCACUCUCUCUCUUCACACGGUUGCCUCAGUGGGAUGAUAGAGUGAGAGAUUAUAUUUAUCCCUGCCCAGUCAAGUGUGAUCUCGCUGACACCCCUUCAACUCAAAGGGGGGAGGAGGACCUUUUGAUGGUACACCUUAAGGCCUGGAGAAGAAAAAAAUAAUUUAAAUAAUUUGUUACCACUAGGUGGCAGUGUUAACAAAGUUAAAUGAGCUCCCAUUGAUGAGAGCAAGGAGACGAUCUUGUUGCGUUUGAUUUAUAUUUUGGUGCAGUUUGGCGGUUUUCAGUCGUUAUCCUAGUUUACACAGGGUAUUGUUCUGAUGAAACCUGUCUGUGGUUAGGUGAAAGCCAGCCAGUAGACCAGAUGUGAUAUCUGCUGGUGUCCUCUGUUCAGUGACCCCUGAGCGUUUAUUACAAACACCACAGCGUGAUAUUCCUCUGCACAGCUUGACGUGUUUAAUUACAAUGAUACACUGACGAGUGCAAUCAUGUUUCCAUCCCAAAUGUAACAUCCAUUGUUUCCUGUACCACUUUCCCAAUAGACAAAUGUCACUUCCUCUCUUUCAAAGAUGCCUCCGGAGGCAAAUAAAAUGGGUGACUGAU